This is a messenger RNA of Toxotes jaculatrix (banded archerfish), 3364 nucleotides long. RefSeq names its product calcium binding protein 39 (gene cab39). The transcript has 9 exons. The record is from RefSeq and is a predicted model, not a curated record. Gene Ontology annotation, molecular function: protein serine/threonine kinase activator activity. Lineage: Eukaryota; Metazoa; Chordata; Actinopteri; Toxotidae. Bases 241 to 1266 code for a protein of 341 amino acids. Gene Ontology annotation, biological process: intracellular signal transduction.
ACCACUGCUCUGCUGCUGGCAUUACCAGUCCGACUCAGAGAAAAAACUAGGAAACAGGGGCCGCACAAUUAACUAUAGUACAAACAAGGGGAGGCGACGAACAAGGAAAACAAAGCAGUUUUUGUUCCAAGGAGUCCCUGAAUUGCCUUCUGCUGUCUUGACAAAUCGGGGGAAACUAGCGAAAACGCCAUUUACAAGGUGGACAGUCCGCUGCCUGGUUGCUCGUGGUAACUUUCCGCCAUGCCUUUCCCCUUUGGCAAGUCCCACAAGUCGCCAGCGGACAUCGUCAAGAACCUUAAGGACAGCAUGACGGUGCUUGAGAAGCAUGACAUCUCUGACAAAAAGGCAGAGAAGGCCACAGAGGAGGUGUCAAAGAGCCUGGUGGCGAUGAAGGAGAUCCUAUAUGGGACUAAUGAGAAAGAGCCCCAGACAGAAGCUGUGGCCCAGCUAGCCCAGGAGCUCUACAACAGUGGCUUACUUAGCACCCUGAUAGCAGACCUUCAACUCAUUGACUUUGAGGGUAAAAAAGAUGUGGCUCAAAUCUUUAACAACAUCCUGAGGCGUCAGAUUGGCACUCGGACGCCCACAGUGGAGUACCUCUGCACCCAGCAGAAUAUCCUCUUUAUGUUGCUUAAAGGGUAUGAGUCUCCAGAGAUUGCCCUAAACUGCGGCAUCAUGUUGAGGGAGUGCAUCAGACAUGAACCACUGGCCAAAAUCACACUGUGGUCAGAGCAGUUCUAUGACUUCUUCAGAUACGUGGAAAUGUCCACGUUCGACAUUGCCUCAGAUGCAUUUGCCACUUUCAAAGACCUCCUCACAAGACACAAGCUACUGAGUGCAGAGUUUCUGGAGCAGCAUUAUGACAGAUUCUUUAGUGAAUAUGAGAAGUUACUUCACUCAGAAAACUACGUGACUAAAAGGCAGUCCCUCAAGUUACUGGGGGAGUUGCUUCUGGACCGGCACAAUUUCACCAUAAUGACAAAAUACAUCAGCAAGCCAGAGAAUCUCAAACUAAUGAUGAAUCUGCUACGGGACAAAAGCCGCAACAUCCAGUUUGAGGCUUUCCAUGUUUUCAAGGUGUUUGUGGCCAACCCCAACAAAACGCAGCCCAUCCUGGACAUCCUGCUGAAGAACCAGACCAAACUCAUCGAGUUUCUCAGCAAGUUCCAGAACGACAGAACAGAGGACGAACAGUUCAAUGAUGAAAAGACUUACCUGGUCAAACAGAUCAGGGACCUCAAGAGGCCUGCCCCGCAGGAGGCCUGAGGGCAGUGCAGAGGUGGGGGGAGGAGCCGCCAGGACAUCUGCUUAACGCAACCGGCAGCAGCUGCUGUUCUGGUUUCUGAACAAAAAUCGAGGAAACAAAUGAAAAACGAAAACGAAAUACCAUAUCAACUCACCAGGAAGUCGCCAGCUCCUCUGCUCCUCAGAGAACAUUUGAUUAUUUUUUUCUUUUUCAGUCUUUUUCCUUCAAAAGAAAUAAGAGAAAAUAAUAGAUGCUGCUGCUUUCUUGCACAUUGAGACAUGUAAAGUAUAUUAUAAUGACACAACAGUUCAUCAAACAUAGUGACAGAAAAUGUCCGUGCAUUUAAAGUAAGGCAGACUUCCUGAUAGACACCAAGGAUCAAAAAUAGACACAAGUUUACACGCAUAUAUGUAUUACAUUAAAAAAAAGAAACAUGCAUACACACAUACUGCAAGAAUAUCAGCUAAAACCUUGUGAUGGAAAUGGUACGAGCAAGUUGAACAUUGGUGUGUUUGUUGCAUGCCUUGAAAUGUGACAGAUCCAAGGCUGUACCCGGCGUCGGCUGUGUGAUGGCCUGCCCAGUCUGGCUCCCAUGUUCAGUGCCACAGACUUGGAAAACGCACGUGCAUCACAGCAACCGCUACGGUUUGCAUCUAUGCCUUCAUCCAGUAAAAAGCAACAGUGGUUCAUUUUACCGAUUUGUGGGGACAAGCUUUCAGAUGCCAUCACACAGAACCAUUUACCUCCCGUGUGCUUUGUUACGACACAGCACUUGAAGCACAUGGGGAAAGGAGGGAGGGAUGCAAGGUAUGGAUUUUGCAAAAGCCUGAGAGUUGGGUCUCUUUAUUGUUUUUUGGGACAGGGUGAACAUGUACAUAUGCCUUUUUUUGCUUUGUAGAUUUUUGUUUAACCUUGACAUAUGAAUAUAUAUUAUAUAUAUAUUACCUUAAACAUCACGUUUUUGGUUAAUUGUAAUCAAAUUACUUUCUAAACCAUAAAAGAAACAACAAACAAGUUAAGUGACAUUGUUUUUGCAUUUCAUUUUACUGCUGAAAUGGUUGCUGGUGGGUUUCUUAUACAUAACUUAAAGGGCCAGCUCACAUUUAGCUAACCUAUAGGAUAUUAACAAUUUGUACAGCGGAGGAAUGUCAUGGUAUUAGCUCUGGAUCUGUUAAUCCUCUUUUUAUUCUCCAUCUACGUUUUGAGUAUCUCUCAGACUGCUGCAGGGGUGUGAGCAGUGCAGAAAGGGGAGGGAGGGGAUGGGAGAGUAUUAACUGAAAAAUUAAAUCCUUUGUGUUUGUGCACUUUGUGAGGUGCUGAGCGAUCAACAUCACCUAACUGGAGUCGAGGACUGGGGAUUUACCCCCCCCCCUCAAUUUCAUGAACUUUCCCCCCCCUUAUUCUCACCACUUAGCUGGUGGCCUGGGAGUGCUGUGUGGUCCCACAGUUAGUGUGCUUCAGGAGUGAGCUCAUCAGGACAUUGGCGACUCGGCACAUCAUUCUUACUUUCCCCCCUUCCCCUCACGUGUGAGCCGCUCUCCUCAGAGGGUUUAUAAUUCCAGUACAAUUAUGAGUGUAAAGCAUUGUGGGUAGCAGAGUACAUGUUGGAUUGUCCUCAUGGUGCUGAGCAACACCGACGAAACCACAGAUUUGUUAAUGACGCUGUCCAUGUAAUAUUUAUACAUUCAAACCAAGCCAAUAAAAAAACCAUCUCGGUGCAGUCAGCAGCACUACUCAGAUUACCCACAGUCCCUCCAUGCACAUUGAACAUGCAUGUUCCUCCACUGGCUGUGCAUGAUGCUGUACUAAAGGCAUUGUACUGGAAUUGUUUCUUCCCCCCCAAAUAUUUAACAACAUUAAAAUGUCAAAUUGAACUCUUGGCUAUAUGGCUGUAUGCUGACUUUGACUCCAGUUUCAGCAUAGAGUGUGUGGGUGCUUUCAGAAGUGUCAAAGGCCUGGGCCCUACAAUUUGAAUAAAGAAAAAAAACAUUUGGAAUAAAAUAAAGAUGUAGUCAUGUUCUUCCUGUGUGCAUAAAUCACACAAAUGUUAAAUGUCCGAUAAUAUAUGGGUUUGUACAUCAGUUUGCCGUAUAAAGGUGGGACUGGUAAAGGUCAUGC